UGCACACAGGCAUUGGAGGGAAGCAAUUUCCAUAUAAUAUAUCCAUGUUCGUGAUCAAAGAAAACAAAUCUCAGCCUCCGGCCUAGAUCUCUUCCCACUUCCUCCUAUGGCUCAGAGAAAUGGACUUCACAUUGUAAUGUUCCCAUGGUUAGCUUUUGGUCAUAUGAUACCAUAUCUGGAGUUAUCCAAAGGCUUAGCUAAAAGGGGUCAUCGCAUCUACUUCAUUUCCACACCAAGAAACAUUGAUAGGCUUCCAAAACUUCCUCAUAAUCUAUCCUCUCUGUUCAAUUUUGUUAAGCUCACCUUACCUCCGAUCGCCAACUUGCCGGAGGGAGCUGAGGCCACUUCCGACGUCCCAUUCGACAAAAUCCAGUACCUUAAGAAGGCCUUCGAUGGUCUGGAGGGAUCUUUCGCUUGCUUCCUUGAGAGCUCAGCUCCAGAUUUGAUAAUCCAUGAUUUCUCCCAUCACUGGCUUCAACCCCUUGCUGCUAAAAAUGGUAUUCCAUGUGCCUACUUCAGUAUACCCAAUGCUUCAUCCCUUGCCUUCCUUGGCUCCCCAUGGUUGCGAAUGAUGGGAGAAGACACCCGAACAGAUCCGGAACACUUCACUGUUCCUCCCAAGUGGUUUCCUUCCCCUUCCAAUCUCGCAUUUCGACUCUAUGAAAUCCUUAAAAUGUCUAAAUCGGCAAGUGGAAAUGCUUCUGGUGUGUCCGACAUCCAUCGACAGAACUCGGUAAUCCUCAGAUCCAACUUUCUAGUUGUGAGAAGCUGUGAAGAAUUCGAGGGUGAUUUUCUACGUAUCCUGCGGGAGAAGCUCUACCGGAUACCAGUCAUUCCAAUAGGUCUACUUCCUCCCUCAAACGAGAAUGCUUUGGAAAACAAAGAUGAUGAAUGGGAUAACAUUAGCAAGUGGCUAGACAAGCAAAGAGAAGGGUCUGUGGUUUACAUAGCAUUUGGGAGUGAAGCAGAACUGAGCAUAGAAGAAAUGCAUGAGGUAGCUCUUGGGUUAGAACUAUCUGGGCUGCCUUUCUUUUGGGCACUAAGAAACCCAGCAGGGUUGCUACCAUCAGGUUUUGAGAGCAGAACUCAAGCUCAGAGUAUCAUCUGUUUAGGAUGGGCUCCUCAGAGAAAGAUAUUGGGACACCCUUCAGUGGGGGUUUUCUUGACUCACUGUGGGUGGAGUUCAGUAAUUGAAGCUCUUGCAGUUGGCUGUCCUCUUGUGUUAUUUCCUAUAUCAAUCGAUCAACCCUUGAUUGCAAAGUUAUUGCUGAGCAAAAACAUUGGGGUAGAGAUUCCAAGAGAUGAACGAGAUGGGUCAUUUACAAGGGAUUCGGUGGCCAAGGCACUGAAGCUAGUAAUAGUGGAUACAGAGGGGGGUCUGCACAAGGCCAAAGCUAGAGAGAUGAGAGAAGUGUUUGGAGACGAGGCUCGGCAUGACCGAUACAUGGAUAAUUUCGAUCAGUACCUGAGAAUUAAUCUUGGGUGCUGAAUGUGACUCCUUAAUAUGAUGGAAAAUGUAACAAUAAAAUGGUGGCAGAAAAUUCGGUCUCUUCAUUAAGAAGUGCAAAAUGUGCAGUUUCAAGUGAAAAAAGAAUCUUGCCAGUCUGAUGUAGGUAACACUGGCAUUCUAGGUCAAUAGGCGAGCAUAUGGGAGCAUCUCAAAGCACAUUAAUAUGCCUGAUGGUGCUCUUGCCAAUUAUGCCUGUGAUGUUGAGUUGAUUACUUGAUUAUAGAUAUGUUCUUUUUUUAAUUGAUUGAUAACUUACACUUAGGUUCCAAAACCACUGAUGUACUGGAAGAUGCUCAUAGAACAUUAUCUAAAUUUCCUAAUUAUAAUGAGGGGGAAUGCUAUGCC
Macadamia integrifolia is the source of this 1855-nucleotide messenger RNA. RefSeq names its product putative UDP-rhamnose:rhamnosyltransferase 1. Lineage: Eukaryota; Viridiplantae; Streptophyta; Magnoliopsida; Proteales; Proteaceae. Gene Ontology annotation, molecular function: UDP-glycosyltransferase activity. The record is from RefSeq and is a predicted model, not a curated record. Bases 107 to 1489 code for a protein of 460 amino acids. The transcript has a single exon.